This is a messenger RNA of Gopherus flavomarginatus (Mexican gopher tortoise), 1147 nucleotides long. RefSeq names its product transmembrane 4 L six family member 5 (gene TM4SF5). Bases 361 to 960 code for a protein of 199 amino acids. The transcript is spliced from 6 exons. NCBI's taxonomy places the organism in Eukaryota, Metazoa, Chordata, Testudines, Testudinidae. Gene Ontology annotation, cellular component: membrane. The record is from RefSeq and is a predicted model, not a curated record.
CCCCAAAUCCUCCAGCUCCAGGCAUCAGGUUCCCCAAAUCCUCCGGCUCCGGGCAGCGGCCUCCCCAAAUCCUCUGGCUCCGGGCAGCGGGCCCCCCAAAUCCUCCAGCUCCAGGCAUCAGGUUCCCCAAAUCCUCCAGCUCCAGGCAUCAGGCACCCCAAAUCCUCCAGCUCCAGGCAUCAGGUUCCGCAAGUCCUCCAGCUCUGGGCAGCGGCCCCCCCAAAUCCUCUGGCUCCAGGCAUCAGAUGCCCCAAAUCCUCUGGCUCUGAGCGUCGCCCCCCCAAAUCCUCCAGCUCCGGGCAGCAGCUGUCCCGAUCUCCCCCCGGCUCCGGGCAGAGACGUCCCACCCCUCCCCGAGCCAUGUGCACGGGGCGCUGCGCGCGGCUGGUGGGGCUGGCGCUGGUGCCCAUGGCGCUGGGGUGCAUCGUGGCCAACGUCCUGCUGAUGUUCCCCGACGGGGAGACGGGCUGGACCGAGCACCUCGCCCUGCAGGUCUGGCUGAUGGGCGGCCUGGCCGGCGGGGGGCUCAUGGUUCUCUGCCCCGGGCUCUCGGCCAUCCGCGCCGGGGGGAAGGGCUGCUGCGGAGUCGGAUGCUGCGGGAACCGGUGCCGGAUGCUGCGCUCCGUGCUCUGCUCGCUAUGGGGCAUCCUGGGGGCGUUUUACUGCCUGGUCGUGUCCGCCACCGGCCUGGCCAAGGGGCCCCUCUGCCAGGAUGCUGAGGGGAAAUGGGGGUCGCCCUUCCAGGACAUCAGUGAGAACUACCUGGCGAACCAGACGCUGUGGGAGCUGUGUGUGACCCCGCCCCGGGCGGUGCUGUGGCACGUGGUCCUGUUCUCUGUCACCCUGGGGCUCGGGGCCCUGGAGCUGGCCCUGUGCACCCUGCAGGUGGUCAACGGGCUGAUGGGCACCGUAUGCGGGGACUGCCGCAAGCUGGCUGAGCGCCAGGGCGAAGGUCUCUGAGCUGCUGAGGGACCCCGAAAACCCAGUUUCUGGGAGAUCGUUCACUCCUUGUCACCCUCCCGGCCAUCUGUCCAUCUGGGGGGCUGUGAGAUGCCUGGGCCCUUUUUGGCGGGGGCUCCAGCAAGGACCCCCCCGAGACCGCACUCACCCCCCACUGCCCCCAGCCCUCCCAGGUUGUUCCUGCCCC